UUAUAUGGUAUAUAUGUGAAUUUUCAAACAUAUCUUUUGAGCAAAAAUGGAAAUUUCUGGAGCAGGUGGUUUGUUCUCAACUUAUUCAAUUUGUAGUAAUGCUGCUGGAAUUGCUGGAAACCUAUGUGCAUUUGUUUUAUUUGUAUCACCAAUACCAACAUUCAGAAGGAUCAUCAGAAACAAGUCAACAGAACAAUUUUCUGGGCUGCCUUAUAUAUAUGCCUUGUUGAAUUGCUUAAUAUGUCUAUGGUAUGGAACACCAAUUGUAUCUCCUGGUAUUAUAUUGGUUUUUACGGUUAAUUCCAUCGGAGCAGUUUUUCAGUUGGCUUAUAUACUCAUAUUCAUCGUAUAUGCAGAGAGAACGAAAAAGUUGAAGAUGUUGGGGCUGUUGUUUGGUGUUUUUGCUGCAUUUGCUGCUGUGGUUUCUAUCAGCAUCUGUCUAUUUCAACCUCCAAAUCGACAAACUUUCGUUGGAUAUUUGUCUGUCAUCUCUCUCAUCUCCAUGUUUGCUUCUCCAUUGUUCAUUAUUAAUUUGGUGAUCAGAACAAGAAGUGUUGAGUACAUGCCAUUCUAUCUCUCCCUUGCAACUUUUCUAAUGAGCCUUUCUUUCUUUGCUUAUGGAAUGUUUAAGCAAGAUCCAUUUAUCUAUGUAAGUAACUGGAUUUCCUUUGUUGUUUCCCUUUUUAAUAGAAGUACCCGAAAGAUACGGAAGGGAGAGUCUUGGAGUAACAGUAAAGUUGUUUUCGUGGGAUCUUAUAUGUCACGGGUUGCUUACAUCUAGGUAGAUAAUCUGCAUUACACCCUUGUGUAUAGAAUUUAAUAUUUUGAUCUCUAUGAAUUAGGUUCCAAAUGGGAUAGGAGGAGUUCUUGGGAUCAUACAACUAAUCUUGUACUGGAGAUACAGCAGACCUAAUGAGGAGCCAACAAGACCUCUCUUGGAGUCCAAUGCAUGAAAAGAUUUAGGCCGAGCGGAAAAUACCGACUCGUAUUCAGUGUUUACACCAAACUAAAUAUUGUUUAUAUACAAGACAUAUGUCUUGUAUCAUAGAUUUGGUAUAAACACCAGGUUUGGCUUAUCCUUUUCACAUCGAAAAGCCGUCCAAAAAUUGUUUUUUCUGUUGUCA
Molecule: messenger RNA, 1124 nt
Organism: Solanum stenotomum
Lineage: Eukaryota; Viridiplantae; Streptophyta; Magnoliopsida; Solanales; Solanaceae
Product: bidirectional sugar transporter SWEET2a-like
Exons: 5
Coding region: 47-781 (244 amino acids)
Biological process (GO): carbohydrate transport
Cellular component (GO): membrane
Molecular function (GO): sugar transmembrane transporter activity
Source: RefSeq, a predicted model, not a curated record